UGAUAGGCAUCCGGUUUUGGAGGGUUUCUUGGUCGUCAAAUUCCAGCCACACAGCCUUGAACGAAGUCAUAUAAUCCUGUGGGUAGACCUUUUUGCUCUGCAGUGCAAUUGAGCAGUCUGCUGCUGACUAUAUUGCAAACUUUUCCUCUUGUGUUCUCAGCCGAACUUUCUUCAAUGGCAACCAUGACACGACCAAGCGAGAACCUAUCCCGACCUAAUGGGCACCAUAAACAUGACUAUGAAGUGAUCACACAAGAAGGAGGCACAUUUAUGGCCAGAUCAGCAGAUAAUCCACAUCUGUUGCGGAUUUGGGAAUAUGCACAGGGAUGGAUAUGGGUCAAUGAUAAUAUGAACCCUUUUACCCAGCAUGGAAUCAGGCGGGAUCACGAAGAUGAGAUUGAGUCAAAAGGACAAUUAUAUGAAGAGAUCAGGAAAAACCUUCGACGCGAUGUAGAGGCUGGUGCGAAACAGGUCAGAGAGUUUCGAAGCCCUAGCAAAGUGGAAAGUUCUCGAGCUCCCAAAGCGCAAUUACGCCGGGCAGGCCGUACAUGCGUCCGUGCGAAGUUCGAAAUUCCUCUUCAGCCCAAAGUCGUUGACGACAGCCCUCCGCCACGAUACAAUCGAUACAACAAGCCUGAGCUUAAGAUGUCGUCCUGA
Molecule: messenger RNA, 657 nt
Organism: Exophiala oligosperma
Lineage: Eukaryota; Fungi; Ascomycota; Eurotiomycetes; Chaetothyriales; Herpotrichiellaceae
Exons: 2
Coding region: 175-657 (160 amino acids)
Source: RefSeq, a predicted model, not a curated record